Molecule: messenger RNA, 946 nt
Organism: Camelina sativa (false flax)
Lineage: Eukaryota; Viridiplantae; Streptophyta; Magnoliopsida; Brassicales; Brassicaceae
Source: RefSeq, a predicted model, not a curated record
CCUCACGCUACAUUAUUGUAACAAUAAUGUCACAAAUCUCUGUCCAAAAAUAUCUCUAUCUAAUGUUUUUUUAAAUAGCACGAUCUAAAUUGUCCUUUUUACUAUUCCAUAAGCAAAUGUGUAUCAAUAUCACCAAUUCAAGAGACCUUCCGUAUAUAUAUGUAGAGUCCAAAAAUCUAAAUUACAACAGUCUUUAAGCUAUUUUCCAUUUAGUCCGAUCUCUUAUUCAAUAAUGACGAAGAACGGCGCAGUUCCGACGUCGUCUCAUGCACAUCCGUUAGUGGAUCUCGACUCCAUCUCACACACCAAGCAACGUAUCAAAGACGGGCUCGCCACGCGCCGUCCUUGGAGAGUGAUGUUCGAUUUCCACUCCAUGGGGCUACCUCGCGGUGUAUCCGAUGCUUUCUCAAGCAUCAAGACGAAUCUUGCUUACUUCCGUAGUAACUACGCAAUCUUCGUCUUGACCGUCGUAUUCUUCAGCCUGAUCUGGCAUCCGACCUCGCUCAUCGUCUUCACCGUCUUGGUUUUUGUUUGGAUCUUUCUCUAUUUCCUGUGUGACGAGCCUCUCAAGAUGUUCCGAUUUCAGAUCGAUGAUCCGACGGUGCUGAUUGUUUUGUCGGUGAUAACAGUCGUGCUGCUUCUCUGUACCAACGCGACGUUUAAUAUUAUUGGUGCGCUGGUCACCGGAGCUGUGUUGGUUCUGAUCCAUGCGGUGGUUAGGAAGACGGAGGAUCUUUUCUUGGAUGAAGAGGCCACGACGACUUAGACUUCAGGGUUUACGUCAUACCCUUCGUCUUACAUGAUUUAUAUCGAACUUUAUGUAUAUUAUAUUGUUUUUGAUCCAUCUUAUUUAAAUUUUUAUUGGUGUGAGUUUGGUUUGACACCAUCUCUCUUGGUUCCGACUUUUGAGUUUUUAAUUGAGUGUAUAACAGUUUGAUUUGAACAA